CUCAUCCCACGUGUUCCACGGUGAUUGGUGGUACCAUAUCUGAGAGAAAGAAUUCAAAAAUGACGUCCAGGUCCGUCCGCCCUUCGUCCUUGAUCUUCUAGCUGACUCCACUCCCUACCCUCCGCUUCUACGACUCAGAAGAUCCCAAGGGAUUUUGAAGUUCUGGAAGAGCUGGAGAUUCAUGAAUUAGAGUUUGGAAUCUAGUGGCUUUUGAAGUGAUCGCUAUCUUCUGGAGCUAUGGCGUGCCGGGGAUUCUGGGAGUGCUUGUUGAAGUUGCUGAAUUUUUUGCUCACGCUGGCGGGAUUGGCUAUGGUCGGGUACGGAAUUUACUUAUUCGUCGAAUGGAAUAGGAGCUUGGAUGGGUUGAGUCCGAUGGUGGGCGAGAGCUUAGAGAAGAUCACUCUGGGGCGGCCAUUGUUGAUGAGCGUUUCGUUGUCGGACAGCAUCCUUGAUAAACUUCCUAAAGCCUGGUUUAUUUACUUAUUCAUUGGCAUUGGGGUCAUCCUCUUUAUUGUUUCAGUCUUCGGCUGUAUUGGAUUGGCAACAAGGCAUAGCUGUUGCCUAUCAUGUUAUGCUGUCCUCGUGCUGUUCUUGAUCUUGGUGGAGCUUGCAUUUGCAGCUUUCAUAUUCUUCGAUCAUAACUGGGAAGAUGAUAUUCCCACAGAUAGUACCGGAGAUUUCGACAUGAUAUAUGAUUUUCUGAAGGACAACUGGAAGAUUGCUAGAUGGGUUGCUCUAGGAAUUGUUAUUUUGGAGGCUUUCACAUUCUUGUUAGCCCUUGUGGUCCGAGCAGCAAAUUCCCCAGGCUAUGAUAGUGACGAUGAAUAUAUUUUUCCAAGAUCUGGAAUUCGACAGCCAUUUAUAGGUAGACAGGCUCUUCCAGCAACUGGAGUACCUGUUCCUGCUGCGCCUGAUCAGCGCAUUGGUAGAAAUGAUGCUUGGAGCGCCAGAAUGAGAGAAAAGUAUGGUUUGGACACAGCUGAAUUCACCUACAAACCCACUGACUCAAACCGGUAUCAGCAACAGUUUGCACCACCAACUGAGGAGAGGAGGAGUCGCUGCACAAUCAUGUGAUUGUUCAUAUGACAUCUUUCUGCAACAUGCCUUCUGAGGCAAGGAAAAUCGUUCAGCUGGACAAAUGCUGCCUUUCAUGCUUGAAACACUUUGGUGCACAAAAGAUCAUGGGAAAACAUGGGUGUAUAAAUUUCUCUAGCCACUUCUUUGUAGUAUUCAUCUGUUUCCUGUUACUGUGUGAUGCUGGAUUCCUUUGCAUGAGCUGUCUUGCUGAUGUUUAACUGGAGGGGGAGGGGUUCUUUCGCA
Messenger RNA from Nymphaea colorata (pocket water lily), 1320 nucleotides. RefSeq names its product tobamovirus multiplication protein 2A-like. Bases 238 to 1074 code for a protein of 278 amino acids. NCBI's taxonomy places the organism in Eukaryota, Viridiplantae, Streptophyta, Magnoliopsida, Nymphaeales, Nymphaeaceae. The record is from RefSeq and is a predicted model, not a curated record. The transcript is spliced from 7 exons. Gene Ontology annotation, cellular component: membrane.